Messenger RNA from Peniophora sp. CBMAI 1063, 1722 nucleotides. The record is from the annotation of a GenBank genome assembly. NCBI's taxonomy places the organism in Eukaryota, Fungi, Basidiomycota, Agaricomycetes, Russulales, Peniophoraceae.
AUGAACGCGACUAUACCGUUCUGUGCGCCCACCUCCCCAGAGGCACGUCGCGUGCAGGAGAUUCUGGACAUUGAAGCUCGGGAGGCACGCCUUAUUCUCGCCGCAGUGAACGAAAGACGAAACGAUUUCGCGUUACCUUCGCUACUCCCGCCAGAAGUACUCGCCAACGUGUUCUCCUUUUUGAUCAAGAUGGAGCCCUUGAAUCUGAAGCCUUUCUACUUUGAUAGAAUGGAAAUAGGCUGGCUCAAAGCCUCCCACGUUUGUCGACGUUGGCGCAGCACUUGUCUUAAUCAACCCUCUUUAUGGACUCGACUCCGCCCAGAUGACAGCCAACCGUGGGCUGUAUUCUUGGAACGCGCCAAAGAAGCCUCCCUCUACAUAUCGGGCAUAAAAUACACAACGUCAUGCUUUCCGCACAUACUUGCUCAUCAGCAUCAAAUACGGGAGCUCGUCCUACCCCACAUCCGCAUCGCUCACCUACAUGAACUGGUCGACGGAUUAUCCGGACCUCUGCCGCGGCUCCAGGCUCUACAGUUGCACUGCUCCUUGGACACACGUGAAGGGCUUCCGUCCCUUCACCCCAGGUUUCUGUCCGAGAUCGCUCCAAACCUUGAGGACCUCAGUCUUCACGGUGUUCAUUUCCCGUGGGGAGAGGGCUCCCCGAAGAUAACAAGAUUCGACUACGGAGGGGACACCAGAUUAUCCUCGGCACAGCAGCCGAAUGCGGUUACACCCUACUCGGAGGUGAUACGGACCAUACGCCAGAUGCCGGCCUUGAGAGUCCUGCAACUUAGGGCAACCUUUCCGGCAAACGUAUCCAAUGAUGCCCAUCUGGAACCCAUCGCCCUGAGUCAGCUACAAGUACUCAAUGUCACAGACAAACAUGACGGUUGCUGGCGUUUCUGGGCACAACUACGCAUCCCAUCAUCUGCAACCGUCUCCAUAAGCUGCAGCAAGAUCAGUGCGGUCGAUUCCCUGAUCACAGCGAGUCUCAGCAGACACCUGAGAGCCGAUACAGCGCGGCUGUUUAUUUCUCUACACAUCGCCUCUGCCUCUCACCUUCAGGGCGGCCUCAGUCUUCAUCUUGCUUCUCAACCCACAAACGUCGUACCAGUUCCGGGGAGCCGCCACCCGUCCGUCUCUCUCCUUACUGGCUCCGAAAAUGGCGCGAGCUUGGCAAGGCAAUUAUUGGAGACCAUUUCCCUUGAAAACUUGCAAGAAGUCGCGCUGUGUACAGGCUCUAUCGGGGGCGCACAGACUUUGUACAAUCUAUACUUGCCCGCUCGUUCGGUCACUAGACUGAUCCUCGGCGCGGGCAACGCUAGUGCCGGACUUGAAGCCUUGCUUCUACCCGCCUACACCGUCGGCUCAGGAGUUGAGGGCCAAAUAUUGUUCCCCAAUCUGGAGCACUUGCAACUUUCAUCGGUGCACUUUGGCGAACAAAACCCCCGCGCUGAUGGCAACAGCCACCCUCUUCACUCGACAGUGAAUACCGUUUUAGCAGAGCGAUCUGUCCUCACCGGCAGACCUCUGCCGAUCUUGCAGAUCUCGGGUUGUGACGUCCGGAAGAAUUGGGUGAAGUCAUGGGAGUUCUUGGUAGAUGAGGUCAUCUGGGAUUGUCAGGAGGGCGAGUUUGAAGAGAGCGAUUUCGAUCUCGCUCUUGACUUUGGUGGCGAUGAAGGGAUGCAGUAUAUCAAUACCGCAGGGGUUCAUAUAGUCUGA